AUAAUUUGGUUCUCCUGUUUCCCCAGAACAAGAUGUUGCCAAGACAUCACAAAGUUUACAAAUAUGUCGACUUUGUAAUCUGAAUGGCUAACGUAGUGGAUAUAUUCUUUGCCUUGUCAAUUACACGCCAGGUCAUAUGCGUUUUAUUGUUCUUUUCUUUGGCUCACACUCAAAACAAUCUUGUUUUCCAGCCGUCCUAUCUCACUGUAACUGGACCGACGGUAUCUGCAUUUCUUCUUGGAAACACGUCGGACAUCUCUUUGAAUCUGAGGACAGUAUCUCCAUCCAAUACAACAGGGAGCUUCAGUUCUCCAUCAUGUGUCACUGAGGUAACACAGUGGUUGCUCACAACGCAACAGGUGGGAAAGACUGCUGUUCAGGUUCAGCUGAAACUCAAUAAAAGUCUGCAUUUGUGUGGUAAGAAUGAGACAGGCACAGACUGCUGUGCAAAGCCACUGUGUGUCCUGGAGACACUUCAGGUAUCUGCCUGUUUGGGAGACACACCUCAGGCAUCACUGCUCAUCCAGGCCAAGAUAAAUGCCCUGUUGGUUCCUGCUAAUGCUGGAUCUGGUAAUCAAACUGUUAUUCCAAAUCAGGUGUACCAACCACUGGGCUCUUGUCCCUGUGAUCUCACAUUCAGAAAAUGUGAUGCACGCUGCUGCUGUGAUAAGGACUGUUCCAGUGGAGCUCUGAAGCUGUUUGUGUCCCACUGUAUCCCAGGGCCCUUUGGUGGACAGGUCUCCCCUCCUCCACACUAUCAGUGCUCUGUGCAGUCCUCUGAAAACUCCCCUGACUGGUUUCCAUUUUUAUGUGUUAAUUCACCACCUGAAAACAACCCAAAUCUCGGUCUUUUUUACCAGGGAGACACAAUUACAGCUAAGCCUGGUCCGUCCUUCCAAAUGCCUGUUUUGUCAGCUCCAGUGCCCGCUAGUAUUUAUUAUGAAGGAAGUCCCAUUUUUACAUUGAAUGACCAGUACUUCACUAUUCCGCAGAAGGUGCUCGGGCAGUGUGUAAAUGGUGCACCUGUAGCAUUUUUGAAAAAUAUCCAAGUCGUCUGUUCAACUUUGCUACACUCCUGUCCAGCUGGACCUCCCUUGCAGACACCACCAACAGAUUUGAUGAUUAAUGUGAAGAAUGGGCAAGGAGGCAAUGCUGUAGUAGACCUAAUUGAUGAAGUGGCCAUUGACAUGAGUCAGUUUGUUUCAAGUACAAAUGUUUCUGGCUCUUCAAAUGAAAGUUUGGUAUGUGAGAAUGUGACCUUAGCAUUAGAUUACAUGUUCUACUGGAAAGGAAAUGGCAUCACAAGGAUCACACUGACACGCACCAUUGGGACUAUCAUCUUAAAUGGUAGUGUGAUGUUAACUGCAAAGUAUUCUGCUGUGUUUCUAAAUGGAGAAUUCAUGGGUGAGUCCAACUCAGGGAACCCAGGUUAUCAGGUGGGAAGGCCUGUUAUUACUGGAAUUAUGGACACUUUCGCCAAUAAUACAGGCUCAGUACAGAGGACAUCAAUCAAUCUUUGGAAACCAGUGAGUGAUGGACUCUGUACCACUGCUGAGAAAAAGCCAGUACUGUUUGGGGAGAAUUCAACAUCAGGAUGUCUGCUACCUGUCAGUCAUCAGAAUCUCAGUCAGUGUAAUCUCCUGAGAGAGAGUGUUGCUUUUCUCCAGGCAUCCUUGGUGACAGCCACAUAUGUAGCAAAGUUUGGAAACCCACAUCCUCUAACUAUGACAGACUGGCUGAACAUAAGCUUUGUGACACCGAACUCUAGCACAGCUGUGGAAGACACCACAAAUUCAUGCUAUGGGAUUCCAUCCCACCUGCAUAUCCAUGUCUGGACUCUUAUUACUGGCGAGAUAGAUGGAGUACCUCAAAAGGAGAUACCUGCUUUGAAAGUCAGCUAUAGCUUCUCCACCUGGGCACAAGAUUGUGGAGGUAAUGUCUCUCUGUGUGUGGACCCAGUGAAGAAUCAGUUGUUCCCCAUCACCUCCUCAGUCACCUUUAUUGACAUUCCUGUCAACACAGGACCACCAAAAACAAGGUUUCAGAUCAACUUCACAGAGUAUGACUGUAACAGGAAUGAUGUGUGUUGGCCUGAGCUUGUCUUUCCUAUCACCAAGUAUUACACAGGUGAGCCAUAUUCUCAGUCACUGGCUAAGGGCCUUAUCUUGGUUUUCUUCUUUAUCGCUGCCUCGAUUCUUGGCACACCGUGGAGACAAAUUCGACAGGCAUGGAACAGUGCUGCUCUCUAAAUUCUGUGGAAAUGCUGAGUCAAAUGUAGAGGAAGAUGCACAAAUGCAGGGAGGUUGAGAGGAUGAGAGAGUAAAUAAAAUGUAAUUAAAUCUAACUGAAAUGUAUUAACACCUUUUUUCAUGUUACGCUUAUAUUAAUAUAGUUUUUACAUGUGUAUACUGUGUUGUGGGGAUGGAAGUAUUUGUAUUAGUCAGCCAUUUUGAAUAAAAAAUAUUUGUGUAAUUUUUGUUUUAGACUGAAGCACUCUCUCUCUAUAUAUAUAUACUGUAUAUUAAUACUAACAUGAACAUUGACAUCUGAAAUCUGAAAAUUGGACAGGCCUCUCAUGUGACAGUUUUCAUAACCUGGGUAUUCCAGUUUUGCUCUGGGCCCAUUUAAGAAGUUUAUCCAGCCAUGAUAAUUAUUCUU
Messenger RNA from Monopterus albus (swamp eel), 2658 nucleotides. RefSeq names its product tectonic family member 2 (gene tctn2). Gene Ontology annotation, cellular component: MKS complex. Bases 84 to 2249 code for a protein of 721 amino acids. Gene Ontology annotation, biological process: cilium assembly; protein localization to ciliary transition zone; smoothened signaling pathway. The transcript has 18 exons. NCBI's taxonomy places the organism in Eukaryota, Metazoa, Chordata, Actinopteri, Synbranchiformes, Synbranchidae. The record is from RefSeq and is a predicted model, not a curated record.